CAAAGUGAUAAAUACAAGGAACUCAGGAAGGGACAAAUUCCUCAUACCACUAGUCGUAAAGGGAUGAUUCGACUUGCAAUGAGAUGAGGAAAAACAGUAGUGAUCCUAGAAAGGUAACUAGAACAAAGGUUUGGGUCGCUGGUCACACGCAUUCUGAUGGAAGACCUGAGAAGAUUAAGAAAAUUGACAGUGAAAUGGGGUCAAGUUCAGAUAAUGUCGGUGAAGAUGCUGUCACUCAGGUGCUAGGAAAGGAUAAACCAGGAAGAAUUAGGGGGAUGGGGAGAGGGGUUACUGCAACCAAGUUGGCAUUCUUACAUGCUAGAGACUCCCAUGUUCAGAAGCUUCAAGAUACACAAGCAGAACUAAUCAACAAGAUUGAAGAUUUGCAAAAUGUGGUCAAAGACUUAGCCGGCCAAAAGAAAAAAAACGAUUAUCGUUCUAGCUAUGAAGUAAGUGAUAUUAGCAAGGGAGGAAUAAGGUGCCAACUACUUGAUUGGGUUUCCAAUGAUGAUGUCGUUGUUGCUGAAGGAGAAUACCACUCUAGUGAACCCUAUUAUAAGAUUGGUCGAAUUCCAUUGGGUCCAAAUGCGGCUGCUGUAGUAGUGAAGUCUGUCUCAGUAGAAACAGCAUCUAUAUGGAGACCUACAGCAACUUGUGCUAGGCUUGCUCAGGCGGUUGGAGUGAAAAUUGCAUGGCCAGCUUAUAAGAUAAUCCUGGACGAUGAUAUUGACUUAUCAAGCAAUGGUAACAUCAACGGAUCAGAGCCUACUGAUGCGUCUUUUGGAAAAGUUCAAAUCUUUGACUACUGGAAAUCAGAAGAAGAAUUAAUUGCUGAGUGUGUAUUGUUGUCGACUGAUCCUGUUGAACUAGUGAACCAAGUACUGCUAGGACCGAAUGCUGCAAUUCUUAGAGUGGAUUUGGUUGUGAAAUCUGAUGCUUUUAUUUGGAGACCUACUCGUGAAAUGACCAAGAUGGGUGAUGCCCUACAUGGGAAAAUUGCAUGGCCUAUCGAUAAGAUACUACUACCUGAUGAAGAUUCACCAAAAGAAUCAAACAAGAAUUCCAUUCAGAGUGGUAGUAACAGCAGUGGUUGUAGCAGCAAAGGUGGUAAACAGAAGUGCGGUCUCUUGGACUGUAAUAACUCUGGACACAGAGUGGCUUUAGGUCGUGUGUUCUCAACUGAUCCAGCAGAGAAGGUGCAUUUCGUCCCUUUAGGUCCCAAUGCUUCUAAGGUUUGGGUAGAGGUUUCCGAGUACGAUGGGGCACGAGUGUGGAUGCCAAACUCAGAAAUUGAAUACAUUGGUGAUGCAGUUGGAAGCACGGUGGCUUGGCCAAAUGACAAGCUUGUUUUAUUGCAAGAAAGAUCUGUUGCUUUUGAACUUGUUAUGCUAUUAUGCUAGUUGCAGCACACUUUGAACUUGUUAUACUAUUAUGUAAUAUUUGACAAGAAUGUUUUAAUGUUGAAUCUUUGAAGUUUAUGUUUCA
Messenger RNA from Brassica rapa (field mustard), 1485 nucleotides. RefSeq lists its product as uncharacterized. The record is from RefSeq and is a predicted model, not a curated record. NCBI's taxonomy places the organism in Eukaryota, Viridiplantae, Streptophyta, Magnoliopsida, Brassicales, Brassicaceae.